Spinacia oleracea (spinach) is the source of this 2005-nucleotide messenger RNA. RefSeq lists its product as uncharacterized. The record is from RefSeq and is a predicted model, not a curated record. The transcript has 8 exons. Lineage: Eukaryota; Viridiplantae; Streptophyta; Magnoliopsida; Caryophyllales; Amaranthaceae. Bases 283 to 1761 code for a protein of 492 amino acids. Gene Ontology annotation, molecular function: zinc ion binding.
CCGUGCUUUCAGUUGGACUGAAUUUAGUCAAACGUUUACUAUCAUUGGUUUUAUUUCGCUCAUUACUAAAAACGUUGUGCCCCCCAAAAAAAACCUCCACUAAACCCCCCCCCCCCUUCCUUCCAUCCUCUCUCUCGUUGUCAUCUCCCUUGUUUAACAAGAAAUAAGAGGGGGCUUUUCCUGUUUUUCCUUUCCUCUUUUCAUACAUACUUCGUAAUUUUUAUUUAAUCCCAUUAUUUUCAUUUAUUUUGAUCUGCGAGAAGAAGCUCCAAUUGAUUAAACAUGGAGACUGAAAAAGACCCAGCUCGCAAACAAAAUGAUAAUCAACAGAUGGGAGAAUCGACUGAAAUAACUGAAGAAAAUCCAACACGCCAGCGCAGUAGGCCACUCCCACAACAUCUUGUCCUAGAUAUACCAUCAGAAAGUGUUCAAUUUUCCCCAGAGGAUUCUGUGAGAAUAAGCAUUCUUCCAACACCCAAAAAAGUAAAUUUUUCACCAAUGCACAGCCCUGCCGUUGCUGGAUUAAAUAGGUCUUCAAGCUCCACCAUGCGUAGGGACAAAUCAUCAUUUAAAAGCCUCCUCCCAAGACUUAGUUUCAAGUUCAAGAAUUCUUCUUCAGAGAUUGAGAAUGCCGCCAUUCUUUCCCUCGGUUCUCCAUCUUCGGUGGGAGGAGGGAGAAAACCAAUGAUGCGGACAUUUUCUCUUUCAAAGCUUUUUACACCAAAAGGAAAUAAAGCAUAUUCAUUACCCGUUACUCCCAUUUCAUGCUCUAAUCCAGGGUCCACGCAUGGAAGCAAUAAAGGACUGCUCCAAUUACCUAUUCACCGUUCACGUUCUGUUCCAGUUCUUAUCAAAGAUGGUAGUGUAAGGCAGGUGGAUUCUUUUGGAGGGAUAUUUCGUGUAAUACCAACAACUCCACGUGUUAAAGAUGGACCCUUGAUAGAGUCAGGUGCAAGUGCAACUGAUGCUGAGGAAGUUGAUGAUAACGGUGAAGACAUUCCUGAAGAAGAAGCUGUUUGCAGAAUUUGCUUUGUGGAGCUGGGGGAAGGCUCAGAGACGCUCAAGUUGGAAUGUAGCUGCAAAGGUGAACUUGCUUUGGCUCACCAAGAAUGUGCUGUUAAAUGGUUUAGCAUCAAAGGAAACAAGAUAUGUGAUGUAUGCCAGCAAGAGGUUAAAAACCUACCUGUUACACUUUUGCGAAUUCAGAAUGCUCAGGCUCAACAAGGAAGUGAUGGACAGCAGGCUGACUUGGCUGGUUUCAGGGUUUGGCAAGAUGUCCCUGUACUUGUUAUUGUAAGCAUGCUUGCUUACUUUUGUUUCCUUGAACAGCUUUUGGUUAAGAAAAUGGGUUCGGGUGCAAUUGCCAUUUCGCUUCCAUUUUCAUGCAUUUUGGGUCUGCUUGCAUCAAUGACGUCGACAACUAUGGUUGGAAGAAAAUUUCUUUGGGUAUAUGCAGCUGCGCAAUUUGUUAUGGUGGUUUCCUUUGCACAUAUUUUGUAUGCUCUGCUAAACUUGCAAGCUGUGGUAUCAGUUAUAAUUGCUACUUUUGUUGGUUUCGGAGUGGCUAUGUGUGGAUGCUCCAUUAUCUAUGAGGUUUCGAGAUGGAGGAGUAUAUGGCAAACUCGCUCAAAUUUUCAACCUAGUUCUGUGGACGAAGUGUCUACACCAGCAUCUGAUACAGAGAGCUUAACACAAGUAACUCCUAAUCAACCUGAAAUUAUGGCCAACAGUAGUAACUCUCAUCAUAUUCAUGGAGGUUAAUUGCUUAUACAAUGUAAAUAUCAAGCUCUUGUACAGCAAAUAUUUCCUCAGACAGAGGCGUUUGCGUAGAUCACUUGAUUCUGCCCCGUAUGUACAGUCAUACAGGUGGUAGGUUUUUCUUUUCUUUUUUGAAUACAGUUUCAUGGUUUGUUUGAUAGGAAGUAAGAAGUGUUGCAUUUGUAAAUCGAUUGAUGUAGGAAGCGUAUUGGAUUUCCUUAAAAUUCAGGACUUGUGGUGAGUUUCA